CGUGCCAGCCGGAGCGUGAAAAACAUCGGAGCGGCUGGCGCACGCCGCGAUAUUGCACUGGCAGCGUCAGCGCUCCCUUCGCUCUUCGCGGACGUGGCGCUGUGCCCUCCGAGGAAAACUCGACGUGUGAAAGUAGCCGUGCACAAAUUGACGCUGGUAUACCUCACAGCAGGCGGCAGUAGCUGCUGUUUUGUCUUAGCUGUGUUUCUCAAGGCCCGCAAAGGGGGCGAGGCGCGCAAAGGUGCGGGCGAGCUGGCGCGGCAACUCAGCGCGCUGCCCUAUAAUGGCGUCCGCUCGACUUCACCCCGCACCGGCAGCGUUCGUCGCACCUGACGGAGGCGGUGGCGGCGUCAGCGGAGCGUCAACUACUGCCGCGGCGGCCGCUGCAGCAGCUGCCGCGGCAUUCCUCGACUUGUCGAGUCACGUGGAACUCGCCUCGUACCACGACUUCCGGCUCUCCGAGCUGCGCGCUGCAGGUGCGGCGGCUGCGGCCGCGCACGGCUUCGGCGGGCCAUUGGGACCAUACGCUUUUGAGGCCGGUAGCAGUGGUCCGCCGCCAGACGCCUUCUCGCCCCUGGCCUGGGAAGGCCUGGGCGCCCCUUCGGCAGCAGGCGCCUACCAUUCGGCGUUCGAGUUCGGCCACUUCGGCAUUGGCGGACACCACUCGGCCGGUGGAGGCGCGGUGGUGUCGGCCCCUUCGUCGGGUUCUCGCUUCCCGGCCAUGACUGUGCAGGGCAAGAGAUCGCCCGCGGGGGCUGCCCAGCAGAACGGCUUCGCGUGCCCGCCGCACGGCGGCAGCGGGAAGAGCAAGCCACGGCGCCGGGUGGCCACCGUGGCUCAGCGCAGGGCGGCCAACAUCCGAGAGCGACGCCGCAUGUUCAACCUCAACAGCGCUUUCGACAAACUGCGCAAGAAGGUGCCGACGUUCGCAUACGAGAAGCGGCUGUCCCGCAUCGAGACGCUCCGCCUGGCCAUCAUGUACAUAGCCUUCAUGACUGAAGUCGUGGGCUGCUCUAAGGACGACGCUGAGCCAUGUGCAGAGGACGCACUGGUUGCGCCACCAAAUGCUGGCAGCGUCGCCGGCUUUCCUUCGCACCACCACCAUCACCACCAGCUCACCGGGGAUGUGCCGUUGGAAGACGCGGCCCUUUGGGGUCCGGGACGGCAGCUAGCUGUGGCCACGGGUGCCGACACCCUCGGCCACUUGUGCCCAUCCUCGAGACAAGUGUGACCUCUGACGCUGCUGGAGCCGGCGGCAUACGUGUUUCCCAGGUGAACUGGAACAGCCUCGGUGACCAGCAGCAGCGGUGAUGGAACGAGUGAAGCCGACGGACUAGUCAGCGCUGGUGUUGGGGCAUGUGUUGCGAUAAGGUUGUGGCUGAACCCCAACCGCCGUCCCUGUGAAUUUGACUGACAGUUCGGCAAUGUGUCGCGGUUCCGUCAACAGUGUGGUAAAAAACACUGGGUUAUCAACAACAGUGUACCUUGUUGCGGUCGUGCAAGCAUAUGAGUUUGCCGUAGCGCUCACUUGAGGGGUAUAUUGAAGGCAACUUUGCCAGAAUGCGCUGGAAUUGGUUAGCUACCACGCUUUCUUGGUCAUGCCACACGACCAUGGGUGAUGGAGCACAGAUUACCGCAUGUUGCGAUAAUUAGAAACGAAUUUUCGGAGUGGCUAAUCAUACGCUUACAUUUGAGCGAAAUAUAUCUGUAAUUGUGCUAGUCAUUGUGUUCCUAAAGAAGGAAUAAUAAUUGCGCAAUUGUCCAAUAAUCACGGAUAUCGUGCAGUGCUUACCAGUGGAUGUCUAGAGUUGGGGCACAUAAUAUGCAGGUGAAUUGUUGGCUGAAUGGCUUACACAAAAGAUCCUAAGGAAUGUACGUUUUACUUGGAAACGCACUACGCAGCAAUUUUCUCACUGAAAGUCUACUUGCAGAAACUUGUUGCAGUUAUGUGCGUCCUUAUUUACCUUCUUCCUGUGGUCUCUGUAGCAUAUAGGCGCACUUGAGUAGUCUGAAGCAUUUCAAGGAUGGUACGUUAGUGUUGUAUAUCAAUCGGGCAGCAUUGAGAAAGCUUGUAAAAGGCCUUUAUUCGGAUAGCCACUGGACACAGCGGAUCAUCAGUCCUUUUUUUUUCUUUUGGUGGUGACGUCACAUCUCAAUCCACGUCUUUCGCGGAGUAGAUAACUUGCAGUGCAUUCUUUCAUAACCAGUAUAAUUUAACCUGUUCCUUUGGUUGAGGAAAAGUGAUGUGCUAUACGAAAACACUGAAAAUAGUCUUGCACUAAUUUACCAUAUUGUAAAUCUUGUUCUGGUAUAUGAUUUGACCUUUGUUAAUGUGCAAUCAAUAAAA
Rhipicephalus sanguineus (brown dog tick) is the source of this 2347-nucleotide messenger RNA. Its product is annotated as class A basic helix-loop-helix protein 15. Bases 284 to 1231 code for a protein of 315 amino acids. NCBI's taxonomy places the organism in Eukaryota, Metazoa, Arthropoda, Arachnida, Ixodida, Ixodidae. The record is from RefSeq and is a predicted model, not a curated record. Gene Ontology annotation, molecular function: DNA-binding transcription factor activity, RNA polymerase II-specific; RNA polymerase II transcription regulatory region sequence-specific DNA binding; protein dimerization activity. The transcript has 2 exons. Gene Ontology annotation, biological process: regulation of transcription by RNA polymerase II; developmental process.